AUGGUAGCUACGGAACACGUCAACAAUCAGGCCGAGCGGCUGGAGAACAUUCCCCAACAACCACUGCACCAGCUAGACACUCCGUUUGAGAAAGCUACCUUCGGAAUGGGUUGCUUUUGGGGCUGUGACUCUCUGUUCGGGGCCACCAAAGGCGUUCUGCGUACACGCGUCGGCUAUGCCGGAGGUACCACCGAGUCUCCAGCGUAUAAGAAAAUGGGAGACCACACGGAGGUGAUCGAGAUUGACUACGAUCCGGAGAAGAUCAGCUACAACGAUCUGCUGGAUUUGUUUUGGAACAAUCACGAGUACGGUUUGACAACGCGCAUGAAGCGCCAGUACAUGUCGCUGAUUCUCUACCACACCGAGGAGCAACGGCAGAUAGCGGAAGAAAGCCGAACGCACGAGCAGAUCAAGCGGGCCCCGGAGCAGAUCAUCACCGAAAUUGCCCGGGCAGGAACCUUCUAUCCAGCCGAAAACUACCACCAAAAGUACCGCCUGCAGGGUCACACCGAUCUGGCCAAGGGCAUCGGACUGACAGCGGAGUUGCUGUACACGUCGCACGUGGCCGCACGUCUGAACGGAUACCUUAUCGGAGUGUCUGGACUGAAGCAGUUCGAAGAGGAGGCCGAGCUGUUGGGUUUGAGCAAGGACCAGACGCAGUACGUCCGGGAGUACGUCAUCCAGAACGAAGGCGGUGGCAUUUUCUGCUGA
Anopheles marshallii is the source of this 711-nucleotide messenger RNA. RefSeq names its product peptide methionine sulfoxide reductase-like. The coding region runs from base 1 to 711 and encodes 236 amino acids. The transcript has 4 exons. The record is from RefSeq and is a predicted model, not a curated record. NCBI's taxonomy places the organism in Eukaryota, Metazoa, Arthropoda, Insecta, Diptera, Culicidae. Gene Ontology annotation, molecular function: peptide-methionine (S)-S-oxide reductase activity.